GAUCUGCGCAGACAGAAAUUUCUGUUUAGUCUGCAUUUUACUCAGGGCAGCAGCACGGUUACAAACUAUCUGUUCCCUCCCGCUAUGUCCUGUAGCCACGCGCCUUCAAGAUCUUGGCUCAAGGGCACCUCCAGACCCGCGAGUGUCCUUCCAGGGCCGCCGGGAUGCGUAGGGGUUUCUGUGGGAUGCAUCUCUGGAAGUCAGAGGUUACGUACAUUGGCGACUUUGGUGGAUGCUGCCUGAGGGGACCCCGCAGCCGUCUUGCCCCUCAUGACUGCUCCCUUCUGAUCUGUGGAUUCCUUAGCGGCGUUGUUUGGCCCCCUGCCAGGCACACUGAGGGCCACAGUUGAAUCCGUUCUUCAUUCGCAGACCUGGGGUGCUGUUUGCCUGCAGAGGGCCCUGUCCCGGCGGCUCAGAGAAGACAUGUCUCAAGCAGGACACCUCUCCAGGAGCCUCAUCGUGUGCACCUUCCUGCAGGAGCACGGGCUGCAAGCGGCGGAGGAUCCCGGCGUGACCAGCCUCCUCCAGUACGCGCCGGAGCCCCUGGGAGCCCUCCCUCACGAGGUGGCCAUGCGGCUGGCCUUCAUUGGGGACGAGUUGGAAGUGAGAUGGACGCUGCCCCGCUUUGCCCACGUGCCCUGGAUGGCCAUGUACAGCUUCGCGCACACCUACAACCAGGCCGGCCUGAGGGUGGUCCUUACCAGCGUUAUGGGUGGCCUCCCUUACCUCAGGGGGAACAGAAGGUUCUGGAGCUUCCUGAUCCUCAGGGCCUGGGUGUCCCCCCGCCAGGGACGGGGGCGCAAGCUGUCCGGGCUGCUGCUGCUGGCGCUGCUGCUAGACUGGGGCCUGCACCUCCUCCAGUGACGCGCUGCUGGCCGGCGCGGGGCGGGCUGGCCCCUCCCCCACCACCACCCUGGAGGUGGCCUUGUUGGUUUUGUCUUUUUAACUGUUUUCUUAUGAUCCCUUUUUUAUAUUUAAAUUCUGAGUGCUGGGACACUCCUGAGGUUUCAUACGUGUUUUUUUGGUUUUGUUUUUUGUAAGAGAAAUGAAUUAUACCUCUGGGAUCUUCAUGGCUAACUGUUCUCCUGGCCCCAGGAGCCAUCCUCUCCUGUGGGCCAUGCAGCAGGCGCUGGGGGAGUGCUGGUCACACCCGUGUCUGCGAUGCCCGCAGCAGAGAGAAUCUGCUGGAGUAGAUUUUGAGGGGUGAGGAGAGUCAAUAAAAUGUUGGUUUCCA
Myotis daubentonii (Daubenton's bat) is the source of this 1234-nucleotide messenger RNA. RefSeq names its product BCL2 interacting killer (gene BIK). Gene Ontology annotation, biological process: male gonad development; apoptotic process; regulation of apoptotic process. NCBI's taxonomy places the organism in Eukaryota, Metazoa, Chordata, Mammalia, Chiroptera, Vespertilionidae. The record is from RefSeq and is a predicted model, not a curated record.